GUCGGAUUUGUAACUUUUUUGUAUAUAAAAUUGCUACAAAAAGAAACCAAGUGUUAUCUCAGCAGGUUUUGAGGAACAUAUGUUCUUUGACUAAGUACAAUGAAUAAGGCUAGGUGGGUAGUUGAAAUAAUUAUUUUUAGCUGGGUUCAGUGUUCUAUUUAUGCGGACUAUAUUCUAACGGAACCCGUCAGGACGACCAAAGGAUUUGUUCAGGGCAAGUUAGUGAAUACUGUUGGUAAGAAUGUUCGCUACUCGAGUUUCCUGGGAAUACCUUAUGCAAAACCACCACUUGGCUAUCUCAGAUUUAAGCCUCCACAAGAAGCCGAUGCAUGGACAGGAAUCUAUCAGGCAACGGAACAUAAAAAUGAUUGUCCGCAAUUGAAUAUUAUCAAUGGGUCUGUUGUCGGAAAUGAAGACUGUCUUUAUUUGAAUGUUUAUACACCGAAAAUCCAGGACACAAAGGUACGGCCGGUAAUGGUUUGGAUUUACGGAGGAGCUUUUGACAGCGGGUCUAGUAGUCCAGAGUUAUAUGGGCCCGAUUUUUUAAUUGAAGAAGACGUGGUGGUCGUUGCGUUGAAUUAUCGCCUUGGAGCAUUGGGGUUUCUGUCUCUCAACCACAGAAAUGCUACCGGGAAUGCCGGCUUGAAGGACCAAAACUUUGCGCUUCAGUGGGUUAGACAAAAUAUCAAUAAUUUUGGUGGAGAUCCUAAGAGAGUUACGAUUUUUGGACAGAGUGCUGGUUCUGUUUGUACUUUGUACCAUGUGCUUUCCAAUUCAUCAGCUGGAUUAUUCCAGUCAGCGAUAGCUAUGAGCGGAUCUCCUUUGAAUCGCUGGGGGUUUACUCCUCUACCCGAAGCAGUAUCUCGCAGUUUCGCUAUUGGGAGAUACCUCGGAAUAAAUACAACAGACACUUCAUUAAUGUUGCAAAAAUUUUACACUAUUUCUGCAUAUAAUUUUGUUCUGGCUGUGGCCAACCUCGCAAAUCUUACCGUACCCUACAUGACUCCGACAAUUGAAGAUCCUACAAUAGCAGAGUCUCCAUUUCUUACCAAAUGUUCGGUAGAUAAAUUUAAUACCGGGAAUUUCAGUCAGGUACCGAUUAUCAUGGGAAUGACGCACACAGAAACGCUUUCAUACAUCGGAUUUAGUAAAUCUUUUCGGGACGGAAUUAUUGACGGCUGUCUCGAAUGCAUGAGGGAAUAUCCCGACUUACGACAUACGGAACAGGUUCAAUUUUUAUAUGACGUUAAGACUCGCAGUAAAAACAAUGACUCGUUUACUAUUGUCGAGCUUAACAAAAUAUCUAACAUAACAUCCGACAUCUCAUUCAAUGACGGGAUUGACCGAACCCAGCAAUUUCUGGCAGCAAGUUCAGCGCCAGUUUACUACUAUCGCAAUUCAUUUGAUUACCCGACAUGCAUUCAUAGAAUCCUGGGUAACAAACUAGAUGGUGUUGGGCACGGCGACGACAUUCUGCAAAUAUUUUGGGUGCCACAUAGAUACCAAUCGCUUGAUACGAACAGCGGCAUUGGAAUCCAGCGAAGAAAAAUGGUUAGGAUGUGGAGCAACUUUGCUAAGUACGGUAAUCCGACGCCCAAUGGAACGUCGGAUCUGCUUUUGAAUAUAAACUGGCCAGCAUCUGGAUCCAAGGGCACGUGUUUAGAGAUCAAUAGCCGACUCACCGUUGGAUCCCGACCAACUAAUGAUUUUGUAAAAUAUAUUCAAAGUCAAAAAGAGCCAUCGCUUAGAAAUGAAAACGGAUUAAAUUACUACAGCUACGCAAUUAAUUUUUAUCAGUAUACUAAUUAUUUGUGUCACAUCGCGAACAAUAUUUCUAAGCAUUCAUACAGUGCACAAUAUAUUUCAAUAAGAAUUCAAAAAAUUAAAUCGACGCUUACUUUUUAUUUUAUUAUUUAUUGCCAUGCUAAUAAAUUAACAGAAGUAACAAAAACUACAAAGGGAUCUGUUGUGGGUAAAAUAUCUAAAACCGUCGAAAAAAAUAUUGAAUACUCUGUUUACUUUGGAAUUCCUUUUGCGAAGCCACCGCUUGGUAAUCUUCGAUUCAAGCCUCCAGAAGAAGUUGAUUCGUGGACUGGUGUCCUAAAUGCUACGAAGGAACCAAAUCUAUGUCCACAAAUGAACCCAGUACAGAAUUAUACUUAUGCCGGAGAUGAAGACUGUCUUUAUCUUAAUGUUUAUACCCCUAAAAUUAAUUCAAGUGACACUAGUAAACGAGCUGUUAUGGUUUGGAUUUACGCUGGAGCUUUUGUAUUUGGAUCGAUCAGUCCAUCGCUGUACGGGCCGGACUAUUUAAUUGAAGAAGAUGUCAUAGUGGUCGCGGCGAAUCAUCGCUUAGGAGCUUUAGGUUUUCUGUCUCUAAAUCACGAAAAUGCGACUGGAAAUGCUGGCCUGAAGGACCAAGUGUUCGCUCUUAAAUGGGUGCAAGAAAAUAUCGAUAAUUUUGGCGGUGAUCCAAAUAGAGUCUGCAUUUUCGGUGACAGUUCUGGAUCUUCGUCCGUGGGGUAUCUGGUUCUUUCCGAUAUAUCAGCAGGUCUUUUUCAAUCCGCAAUCAGUAUGAGUGGAACUCCUUUGAACACUUGGUCCUUCGAGCCACUGGUAUUUGCGGAAUUGCGCAGUUUCUUAUUAGGACUCGCACUAGGAAUUGUUCCUCUCAGUAAAUCAGAUCUUCUAGAAGGUUAUUACAAAAAGUCCGCAAAAGAUAUCGUUAUGGCAACUGAUAAAUUUGUUUCCUUCAAUGUGUUGUCAUAUGCGCCGACAAUUGAGGAUCCAAAAAUCGCCACCAUGCCAAUUAUUACAGAAUGUUCAAUAAAAAAAUACAAAACUGGUAAUUUUACUAAAGUGCCCCAGAUAAUUGGAUUCGUUAAAUCAGAAACGUUAUCAUUUGUAAUAGAAGGAGCGGAUAAAUUUUCCAUAGUCAAUUCAUUUCUUCAAACUCUGUUUGAUUUGCCGAUACUGCGGCCAUUUAAGAACAUCGACGUUCUGACGAGUUUAACAGACUGGAUUCUGGGAAAAUUUAACGUUGUUGUAGACAAUACUCUUUAUGGAGUGACCAACGUAACGUCAGACUUAUUAUUAAUUUUUGACAUCGAUCGAACCCAACGAUACUUGGCUGCAAGCGAAGCACCAAUUUAUUAUUACCGCAAUUCCUUUGAUCAUGAAAACUCCAGACACAAGAAUGACGGAUCUACAUUAAAUGGAACCGCGCAUGCCGAUGAUGUGUUUCAAAUUUUCUGGCCCUCGCUCCCCAAUUUCAGUCAACCUCGGGAUACCAAAAGUCGGCUGGGGAUCCAACGACAGAGGAUGGUUAGAAUGUGGACGAAUUUCGCUAAAUACGGGAACCCAACACCCAACGGAACAAUGGAUCCUCUGCUAAAUAUCACCUGGCCGGUUUCUAAUGCAGACGGCAGAUGUCUUGAAAUAAAUACCAAUUACACCGUAGGUCCACGGCCAGUUGGUUUUUUAGUUGACGCAUUACAAACGGUACUGAGUCCACUGCUCGGUUUCUUCUCAGGGUGUAGAAUAUAACUUAUAACCGUGUUUUUUUACAAACUAAAUACAGUAUUAAACAUUCACCCAAUGAUGAAUUUAACGUAUACUCCUUCUCAAUCCCCUCCUAUUAGUAAUUCUAUAUUUUUAAUACGAGAAUUAGUGAUGUCAAGUGACCGUUGUUUUGAGUUUUGUCAUCUUGAUGCCAGUCUGACUUUAAUACGAGAAUGUUGUGUGUAUGUGUGUGUGAAGGAAACUUCUUUCAGGGAACUUUAUCCAGUGACCAGAUGACGUUACUAAGAAUUCAACGGUCUAGAUCCGGUAUCCAGUAUAAAUAAAUGUCGCUGUUAAUAUUUGCAUGGCUGAUAAUAUACUGUUUCGUACAUGCUUCCAAUUUAUUAUUUCCGUAACUCGUUACAUUAUUUAAACUAGAUUUAACGAGCAAU
Messenger RNA from Microplitis demolitor, 3953 nucleotides. RefSeq lists its product as uncharacterized. Lineage: Eukaryota; Metazoa; Arthropoda; Insecta; Hymenoptera; Braconidae. The record is from RefSeq and is a predicted model, not a curated record. The coding region runs from base 100 to 3546 and encodes 1148 amino acids. The transcript has 14 exons.